This is a messenger RNA of Achroia grisella, 4458 nucleotides long. It is a transcript of the gene 18w, whose product is annotated as toll-like receptor 7. NCBI's taxonomy places the organism in Eukaryota, Metazoa, Arthropoda, Insecta, Lepidoptera, Pyralidae. The record is from RefSeq and is a predicted model, not a curated record. The transcript has a single exon. Gene Ontology annotation, cellular component: extracellular matrix. Bases 297 to 4187 code for a protein of 1296 amino acids. Gene Ontology annotation, molecular function: protein binding. Gene Ontology annotation, biological process: signal transduction.
AAUCGCACUGUGGAGAGCACGUGUCGCAACGUGCGCCGCUCUCCAGUACACGCACUAAAUAUUUAUUACAUAAAACUAAUCGCAAACUGUAACAUAAACGAGCGAUGUUAAUAACAGUCACAAACUUAUAGAAGAACUUUGACUCGCCCAGUGCAUAUGGACUACAGUGCAGUGAAAUGCUAUCCAGUUUUUCUUCAGCGCGCGAGUGUACCACGUACUUUGUUUCGGAAAUGGUGAUAUCGACCCACGGGGAGUGUUUAUGAGACGUUUUGUAGUGAAAUGAAAAAUCUGUGAUAAUGUACGCAACACUGGCUGUAUUCUGUGCUCUGAUGCACGUUGGCUGGACGGUGUUGCCUUUCGGCUCGGACAAAUGCGUCCGAGUUUCGGACAGGGCCUUUGAAAACAGCGUGCUCUGUAGGAUUCGGACUCUUGAUGGUGAUGGUGCCAGUAUUAUUACUGUGAAUUCAGAUACAAGCAGCUUAACCAUCGAGUGCAAUCAUGUACUUCUGUUUGAGAGUUCGUUGCGAACGCGAUACUUUUCACGAGUCUCAAGUCUCAGCGACCUGACAAUAACUAACUGCAAGUUGCUACAUGUGCCAGACAACACGUUUCAAGACUUGAAUAAAUUGAAAAGAAUAAAGAUUCGCUCAAAAAACUCUGAGUGGAGUCCGACCAAGAAUUUAGAGUUAUCUUUGAAUUCUUUGAACGGAAUGACGAAGCUGGAAUCGUUGGAUCUUGCUCAAAAUAACAUAAAAUUCAUUCCUUCCGGCGUGUUCUGCCCGCUGGGAAAUUUAACAACAUUGAAUCUGACACAUAACAGAAUAAGAUCAGUUGGGCAACUUGGAUUUGGACAGGGAUGCGGCUUAAAUGUACACAGUCUCGACCUGAGUCAUAAUGAGAUCAAAACACUACCAGAAAACUCGGAACUACUUAAACUGCGAAGUUUGCGAUACUUGUAUUUGCAACACAAUAAUAUCAGUGACAUAUCCAGUGAAGUAUUUAAUGGAUUACUGAGCCUGAAUAUGAGGGUCCUAAACAUAUCACAUAAUCGUUUACAAAUGAUACCAGAAGGACUAUUCACAAAUGCUAGAGAACUUAGAGAAAUAUAUCUAAAUGAUAACUCGCUCUUUGAAUUAGCCCGAGGAGUUUUCCAUCGAUUAGAGGAACUGAUAGUUUUGGACUUGUCUAGCAAUCAAUUAACAAGUAAUCAUAUUGAUGAUGGGACGUUUAGAGGACUGAUACGAUUAAUUGUAUUGAAUUUAUCAAAUAAUGCCUUGACUAGAAUUGAUGGAAAGACUUUUAAAGAUUUAUUUUUCUUACAAGUACUGAAUUUGAAAAAUAAUUCCAUUGGUUACAUUGAAGAUAAUGCUUUCUUACCAUUAUAUAAUUUACAUACAUUGAAUUUGGCAGAAAACAGACUUCACACAAUUGACGAAAACUUAUUUAAUGGUUUAUUUGUUCUCAGCAAAUUGACUCUAAAUAACAAUUUGUUAGUGAAUAUCGAUCCAAAAGCUUUCAAAAACUGCUCAGAUUUAAAAGAGCUGGACUUAAGCUCUAAUCAAUUGAUGGAAGUCCCUAAUGCUGUUUGGGAACUGUCUUUUCUAAAAACUUUAGAUCUGGGUGAAAAUCAAAUAUCGGAUUUCAAAAAUGGUUCCUUCAAAAACCUAAACCAAUUAACUGGCUUGAGAUUGAUCGAUAACCAAAUUGGAAAUCUUACCGUCGGAAUGUUCUGGGACUUACCAAGCUUGCAGGUUCUCAAUAUUGCUAAGAAUAAAAUUCAGUCCAUUGAACGAGAAACUUUCAGUCGGAAUAUACAAUUGGAAGCAAUAAGAUUGGAUGGAAACUUUCUGACCGACAUCAACGGGGUUUUCUCUACAUUGGCGAGUCUUUUAUGGCUCAAUCUGUCAGAAAAUCAUCUAGUGUGGUUUGAUUAUGCGUUUGUGCCUAGUAAUCUAAAGUGGUUGGACAUACACGGUAACUUUAUUGAACAUUUGGCUAAUUACUAUAAGUUACAAAAUGAAAUCCGUAUUAAAACCUUGGAUGUUAGUCAUAAUCGAAUAGUGGAAAUAUCACCUUUAGCGAUACCUAAUAGUGUAGAACUUUUAUUUAUCAACAAUAAUUUCUUGAACAAUAUUCACGUGAAUACGUUUUUUGAUAAAAAAAAUUUAACGCGUGUGGACAUGUAUGCUAAUGAAAUAGUGCAUUUAGAACUUAAUAGUUUGCGUCUAUCUCCAGUGCCCGCAAAUAAAAGUUUACCUGAGUUUUACAUAGGCGGCAAUCCAUUUCAAUGUGACUGUACUAUGGAGUGGCUACCUAUAAUUAAUAACAUGACUGCGUUAAGACAACACCCUCGUGUGAUGGACUUGGAAAACGUUUUGUGUAAAAUGACAAAUACUCGCAGUGGAACUCAUGUGCCCUUAACUAACCUUAAGACAACAGACUUUCUUUGUAAGUAUGAGACCCAUUGUUUUGCUAUCUGUCAUUGCUGUGACUAUGAUGCGUGUGAUUGUGAAAUGACUUGUCCCACGAACUGUACCUGUUAUCAUGAUCCAUUGUGGAACACAAACGUCGUGGACUGUUCCGGACAAUCUUCUAUGAAAAUACCACAUAAAAUACCCAUGGAUGCUACGGAAGUAUUUUUGGAUGGCAAUAAUAUAAGGGAAUUACAAAAUCAUGUUUUUAUCGGACGACAGAAAAUGAGAUCUUUGUAUGUGAAUAACAGUAAUGUUGACAGCAUACAAAAUAGAACAUUUGCUGGAUUAAAUGCCCUAGAAAUAUUGCAUCUCGGUAACAAUAAACUAAAGGAGUUGAAAGGAUAUGAAUUUCAUCAACUGAGUAAUUUAAAAGAAUUGUUUCUACAAAACAAUCUAAUCAGCCAUAUAGUUAAUAUUACAUUUGUUUCUUUGCGAUCCUUAGAAGUAUUACGCCUUGAUGGUAAUAGGUUAGUCGAUUUCGGAGUAUGGAGUUUUAAUAAUAACCAUAACUUGAAAGCACUAUCCCUUGGAAAUAACUUGUGGGCAUGUAAAUGUCGUUAUCUACAAGAAUUAACUGCAUAUUUGGCGGAGAAUGCGCAAAAAAUAAUCGACAUAACCGACGUAUGGUGUUGGAAUGGAGAGGCGAAACCACCACAGAAAAAAGAGCUAAACUUAAAUGGCACUGCCUGCAGCGAUUAUUAUGCCGAUAAUUCAGUCAUCGGAAAUAUGGUGUCGAACUAUGUUCCCAUGAUGGUCUCGACACUCACCGGCUUUAUGCUAAUUUUAUUGACGCUCGUUGUACUGUUUCUGUUUCGAGACACACUCCGUGUAUGGCUUUACACUAAUUGCGGUAUACGAGUGUUCUCAUUUGCCGGAGCAUUCGAGGAGAAUAACGAUAAAUUGUAUGAUGCCUAUGUAUGCUAUAGUCCGAAAGACGAAGAAUUCGUCAUACAAUCGUUAGCGUCCAAAUUAGAGAAUGGGAAUCCAUCGUAUCAUCUCUGCCUUCAUUAUAGAGACAUUCCACACCACGGCGCUCAGUACAUGCAAUGCGCGCCGCCAGUCGUUGAGGCUGCGGAAGCAUCGAAACGAAUAAUAAUCGUCCUAACGAGAAAUUUCAUGCAAACGGAAUGGUCCCGGUAUGAAUUCCGACAGGGGUUACACGAGGCACUUAAAGGUUGCAUUUAUAAAUUAGUUAUAAUAGAAGAUUGUACUGUAGUCGCAGAUGCAAUGUGUGAUCAUGACUUACGCCCAUACAUGAAGACGGGAUCUCGUUUGACAUGGGAUGAAAAAAGAUUUUGGGAACGGCUUAGGUAUAUAAUGCCAGAUUCGUCCCACCCUAAUCAUAAGGCCCGAAGUCAUAACUAUAGAAAGAAUAUAAAUACUUACACGCUAGAUUCUUCUGUGCCUAAUGGUGGUAACCGUACACUACCUUUUCCUGAUAAGUCACCCGUGUUGGGUGGACAAGGCGCCAGUGCACCUCCUGAAUACAGUAGUGAAGUAAGACAGUCCCCAUCAGCUGUGAGACAAACACAAGGUGUAGUAUAUGGACCAGAUGGUAGACCUAUCUCAGACCAUAUUUAUUCAUCAAUAGACUCUGACUAUUCUUCGUUAGAGCACGGUAUGGCACCAGGUAGGAGACGAGAUAUGAGGCAGUGGCCUCCGCCCCCUCCGCUUGUAGAUACGGGCAAUACCGUGCAAGCUUACCUAGUCUAGGGAUCUUAUGGUCCUAACUUCCAGUCAGAUGUAUGUAAAUAGAUGUUAGUCUUAGACCGCUGUAAAUAUUGUAACUAGUAGUUAGUAAGUGCUAUACCAAAACUAUGUAAUUAAACUAUUAUUGCCUAUUCGUUAUAAUGUGUAUAGAUAUGUAAUAAAAUCUUAAAGACUGCUGUAGCAUAUUGUAUUGUAAAUAGUGAAAACAAGUGAUCAUAGUAUAUUGAUAUCAGUAAUAUCGCGUUAUUUAUACAAAUAAAAUAAAUUGAUGAAG